Molecule: messenger RNA, 3172 nt
Organism: Callithrix jacchus (white-tufted-ear marmoset)
Lineage: Eukaryota; Metazoa; Chordata; Mammalia; Primates; Cebidae
Source: RefSeq, a predicted model, not a curated record
AUGCCGGACCGAGCCCGCAGGCCCCGCUGCCGCCAGCCGUCGCUACCUGACCCUCGGCCUCCAGGCCGCCUGCUGCCCCAUGGCCGCCCGGACCCCGGCGCCAGCGCUGCCGAGCAGCAAUGCGCCGCGGCCACCCACUGCGCAUGCGCACUCGCCACGCAGGCGCCCCGCCGCGUCGCUGCGCACGUGGGCCGCCCAGCGGAGCUGCAGUGUCCGACGGGCGCCGAGACGUCCCGCGCGGGGCGGGGGACGACGGCCGAGGCGGGGAAGAGGCUGACGGUGCGGACGAGGGGCGGCCCGGGAGUGGAGGCGGGCAGCGGGAGAGGGGCGCGCCUCCGUGAUGCGAGUAGCCAGCGGUCGGCGCCCCAAGCAGGGCUCCGGUCCCCACUCACCUGCCGCGUCUGGAGCGCGCCUCCCGUACCGCCCGCCAGGUCUACGCUUCGGCACACCCGGCCUUUUGACCCCAGCUUCUGCCCGGCGUCCCGCCCCCACUCACCGCCACUGCGGGCGGGACCUCCUGAACCACGUGGGCCGGCUCAGGGGAGCGCUGGUGCCCAGCGAGAGGCGGCCCCGCCCGCUGCUGAUUCCCUAAUUACCGGGCUGUGACGCGGGCGGACCGUGCGGGAUUCGGGAACCGAAACCUGGCGGAGCAGCUGCGGCGGCGCUGCGCUCCCUCGGGGCUGUCCUGCGCUUUGGGGAACCGCGCUUGGCCUCACACCCACCUCCAGCGCCCAAGUGCGCCUUGCCCGCUCACCGCGGCCCCAGGGCUCUGCGCCUGGGAUCCCAAGGCUGGCAGUGGAGGGAGGACCUAGUGGUCCGGGCCUCCUCGAGGGGGACAGGGGGCGGUGUUUUGCGCACCCCACAGGCUGGACGACCCGGGAAGUUGGAGGCCGCGGCCAAAGCCACAGGAGCUGUCUUCGGAGUGUUUGUUGGAACUGCGGGCCCCACCCAACCCGCACUCGCUAAACUGGUGGCUGCUCACCACUAGCGCCUUCAGGCCUCAGAUGUCCCAACAAUGUGCCUUGUGCGCAGUUCUCAGCCCUUGGGUAACUGUCGAGUAAACUGGCAGUGCAUGCACGAGCAGCUGCUGUAACCUGCUGGCGCCCCAAUGCCAGCCACUGUUUUGUUUUUCUGAGAUAGGCUCUGAUUCUGUCGCCCAGGUCAGAGUCCAGUGACAGGAUCACGGCUCACUGCAGCCUUGACCUCCCAGAUGGAAGCCAUCCUCCCUCCUCAGCUUCGGAGUAGCUGGGACUACAGAUGCAGUUCUUUUUAUUCAGACCAAGAGGAACGCUCAGUUUAGUCCCAAAGAAAGCUAGUCUCUGGAGUAACACAACCUCAGAUAUCCCAGGGGAGGGAAAUGGCAGAAGAGAAAGGUAAGGCAGCUGCCCGUGGAGACUCCCAUGGUACUGUGGGCAAGGCCUAUGCCUGGCGAGUAGCAGGUAGAGCUCACUGCUCUGCAGGCCUGUGAGGUGGAGCUACUCAGGAACCCCUCCAAGGAGCCAAUGUGCCAUUUAUGGGUUCUGUGAUGUGGGCGGGCAAGGCACUGGCAUGACCACAUCCGUCAGACCUCACGGCAGCAGGGGCAGUGUAGGGAUGGGGGCACGUCCAUCAACUGAAAAUGGACCCAUAAAUAAUCACCAGACCAAAGUCCCUCAUGUCAAACUGCUUUAUUACAUCUUAAAUAACAGUACAGUUUAAUAUAGUAUCUAUCUUGCAUCCAGCUUCCUUGCAGUACACUGACUUUAAAAUUAAAUACAAAAAGUGGAGAGGGGAAGGGUGCAGAGAGCUCUACAGAGUUGUUUGAUGGAGAGAGAAAGAAGGGGUUUCAUUUGUAUUCUCUUUGCCAGAUCCAGGCCUACCGCAAGGUCACAGCACAGUUUUGUAUAGAAUGUUGCAGAAAACAGGAUGGAGAAGCCACUACUGCUGCUAUGAAGGAGUGCCGGGGGUCAGGGCGGGGGUCCCACAGAACCUGCUUUCCAAACGCUGCUCAACACUGGUCUUGAAAUGAACACCAGGACAAUCUGUGCAUGAUGGGAACGAGCCGCCUUGGACGCUUAGGGCCCUUUAGAAUCCAUAAAGGAGGGCAGAUUCUUCACUCCCCCUCCCUCCUCCUCUCCCUCCCUCCCCACCCUCAGAAUCCAACAGCAGUCGUUUGCAACAGUACUUUUGUUUUUUAAAAGAAAGAAAGAAAACAGUGACUUAUCCCGCUACCCAAGCGUGUAGAGCCGCGCGCUGUACUGCUUCCGAUAUGUGCCACAGAGCAGCAACAAGAAGUGGACAGAGCCGCAAUGGUUACAACUGUAAGAGGUUACUUCUCAAAAGAAAAAGAACACCUAAGGACUGAGUCCUGUAUGCACUUUUGAGCAUUUCUACAGCAUGCGAUUCUAAGAGUAAACCCACCCAAUAUGGCAAACAAUCAAAAUUUUUAAAAUUUAACUUAGAAAGUCUGAGAUCAUUAUUUUCAAAACAUUGAUUUGUACAUUGUUUCAUACACAAUUAACUGACUAUCCAAGCACAGGACAGGCAUCGCUCUUGAAAACAGAGGUUCCUCCUUGUUGGGGGUGGGGUAGUGUUAGGCUUUAUAAACUUCCCUCCAACUUCACAAGGAAACCCAAAGUGAGAUUAAAAACAACUCAGAAGACAGACAGGAUGGGUUAGGAGGAAAGUGGUGCUGGAUCUGAGCUCACUUUUCAGCCAAGGCGAAGGACUCUCUGAUCACGCAUUCGAGACCAUCACCACAUGUGCUUGGUCCCAUGGCUUCUGAACAUGUUCUUUUCUAUGCCAUGUUUGUGUGCAACAAUGUUCUGUGACACUAAACAGAAAAUUAAAAACCAGGGACUGAAUUCACAUCAUUGACAAUGCCAAAGAGGCUGCCCUAGACUCUCUGGUUUUGAGUAACUGCUGAACACUAAGGAAUAUAUUUUAAAAAGGAAAUAUGAAUGCUUUCAAAAUCUUGCUACGAACAUGACUGAAAUUUGGACAUGAUGACCAGAUGAACAAAGCCCUCAGCAGCUUGUUUUGUGUGAAUGUCACAAAACAGGGUCACUGGUCUAAAAUUCAAAUAAACUAGUAGAAAGGUGUGUUUGUCUCACAAUUACACUCAAGUUUACCUUCGGGUUAACAAUUUUAUUAUAUAUUUCCUUUUAAAAUUCAUUCAAGACAAAAAAGAAAA